CUGUAGGAUGAGGCAUGAAGGUGCUGGGGCAUGAAGGACGCCAGGGGUGAAGGGAUUUGAAGAGGGAUUGAGCCAGGUGGCUCUGAGGUUGUUGGGCAGCAAACUCCAGCAAGGAGGGGCAGGGAUUCCUCUGGGUCUGGGGAUGGCUCCCCCAAACUGGUGCAGUCCCCGGGCACAGUGCCAUGGAAUGGGAUAAUGGGAUCUUGCUCCAAACAGGCUCCUCAGAUCCCACUGGAACUGCUCCUGGGUUUAUGCUGCUCCUGUGUCAGUGGGGCUGUGGGAUCUCUCCUCACCAACCACUUCCCAUGCAGGGUCACGGAAUCUUUUAGGCUGGAAAAGCCCUCUGAGAUCCUUGAGUGCAACCAUUCCCUGCCAGCACCUCCCUAACCCAUGUCCCUAAAAGCCAAGGGCAGUGCCAGAGGAUCUGAACCCAGCCUAAGCCACCAGGAACCUCUGUGACCCCAGGCUGGUGAGUCCCCACACCCUGAGCCCCUGGCCUCACCCUCUGCCCGGCGGGGACAUCCGGCAGCUUGAAGACCAAUAGCAAGAAACAAGAACCGUCCCCAGAUGUUUCCUGCUGCUGUGCCAGCCCCCAGUUUGGCUCCACCUGGAUGAGUGUCCACACCUGGGAUCACCCCAGAAGGGGCUGGAGGAAGGAUCACACACGCGGUCCCGUCCUCGGCGCACACGGGGUUUGUGUGCGGGGAGCGUGGCAUCUCGGUGACAUCAGUGGGGUCACCGGGAUUGUCCCCCACGGCUGGCCCAGCCAGGGGCUCUGACAGCCUCAGGUGCCACCAGAUGCAGACCAGAGUCAGGAUCUUGCAGGAAGGAGGAUUUAUUGCUUCUGUGCUUGUGCCACCUGCAGGACGAAGGAGAGCCUGGGCGGUCCCCACUCAGCCCUCAGCUCCCUGGACCAUUUUCCAUUUCCCUGCGUAGCUGGGUGUUCCUAACUCCCUUAUUCUCCGGUUUCCACGCCAGUUCCCAGCCCUGAGAGCAUGGCUUGGAAGGAGAAGGGUACGAGCCCACCCUCGUGUUUCAUCCAGCACCUGGACCACCUUGUGCUGACUGUGAAGAGCAUUGAGGACACCGUGGCCUUUUAUUCCAACGUCCUGGGCAUGGAGGUGGUGACUUUCAAGGGGAAUCGCAAAGCUUUACGUUUUGGCCAGCAGAAGUUCAACCUGCACGAGGCUGGGCGGGAGUUUGAGCCCAAGGCUCGGCGCCCGGUGCCCGGCUCUGCAGAUUUCUGCCUGAUCACAGCAGCACCCCUGGAGAAGCUGGUGGGACAUCUGGAGGCCUGUGGGGUGCCCAUUGAGGAAGGUCCCGUGGCCAGAACUGGUGCUGUGGGUCCAAUAACCUCCGUCUACUUCCGAGACCCCGACGAGAACCUGGUUGAGGUUUCCAGGUACGGCAUGGAUGUGGCUGCAGACACUGAAGGGAAGCCCUGAGCAGAGCCCAGGCUCUGCCUGGCUCCCAGCAGGAGAUGGACUGGGUUUACGGAGGCCAGGUUUGGCUGGCCCAUUUAAAGAUCCAAGCUUUAAUUGUGUAAACCUGGGACAAGCCUCAAACCAUAGCCACAAAGUAGGGCUGCAAGGACAUCAGGAGUUUUCCCAGGACAGCCUGCUCUGCUCUGGGUCUGAAUCCUGAUUUUAUAAUCUCCAUCACAGACACUUCAUGGCCUUCUGGGAAGAUCUGUCUUGCUGCUGCUGCAGUGCAAUUUUUGGGACAAUUUCCCUAAUCCCUCUUGCUGCAGUUGAAGUCCUCAUUCCUACACUGCCCACCUGCCACUCCUCUCCUCUUCAAAGUCGCUUUUCCCCAGUUGGAAAUUUCUGUCUCGCUUCCUCUCAUCCUCCUGCUUCUUGUCUCAACCUGCUCGGUGCUGGUGGCUCUCCCACCAAGCCAGAGGUUUAAAUCCAGCUGUGACUGUCCAAACACACUCCUCACCUGGGAUUUGGGGAUUUGGCCUCGGUGUGACACUCAAACACACCUGAAACUGAAGCUCCAAGUUUCAUCCUCAGCUCUGUAUCAAUAAUUGUGGGGUUUCUGUCACUCAGGAAUGGAAAAAGCAGAGAUCAGGAUCCAGUUCACCUGGAUUUAUGCAGGGGUUGAGGAUGGUCUGACACAGAGGAGUCUGACUCUGAUAGCACCUGGUUACUUGUGGGACUGUCCUAAGUUUUCUUCUUCCUUUAAUGAAUUUAAAAGCCAUUUCAAAGUAAUCUGAAAAGUAUAAAACAAUGAAGGAUUCUCAAGCAGAGCAGUUCCCAGGCUGGCCACACUGAGGUAGCAUCGUUAUCCUCAUGGGAACAGCAAUGGAAAGGAGGGAGAACUCUUCUGACCUCUACAGUCCAAAUCCUCUAUAAAAAUGAAACAAUCUCUCAAUCGUAAUCAUUUUUUCCUUGCUGGAAUUUCUCAGGAAAUCCGAAAUUCUUCAUGGUGCGAAAAAGAGGCGAGGCCACAAAAUAUUCAGUGCUUUGGAUGAUCAGCGGGGAUAAGCUGGUUUCCAUUGAGUGGUUUGUGGGAGCGAAAGACAGGAAUGCCAUGGGAGAAAGCCACGGGCAUCUCCUCGCCUUCACCUUGUGGAUAGAGAUCCGGGAAGGGAUCCCAGGAGGGACUCCCGGGAGCGGAAUCCCCUCGGUCCCGGCGCCCGCGGAGCAUCCGGCGGCUGCUCUCCAGGGUGCUGAUUCCCCCGGCCGUGUCUGUGACCCUCGCAGGGUCGGUGCCCACGGGAAAGGGUUAAUCCCCACGGGAGAGGGUCAAACCUCAUGGGAGAGGGUUGAUCCCCACGGGAGAAGGUUGAUCCCCACGGGAGAGGGUUAAUCCUCACGGGAGAGGGUCAAACCCCAUGGGAGAGGGUUAAACCUCCCAGGAGAGGGUCAAACUCCACGGGAGAGGGUUGAUCCCCACGGAAGAGGGUCGAUCCCCAUGGAGAAGGGUUGGUUCCUGCAGGAGAAGGUGAAUCCUUGCAGGAGAGG
This is a messenger RNA of Ficedula albicollis (Collared flycatcher), 2969 nucleotides long. RefSeq names its product glyoxalase domain containing 5 (gene GLOD5). Bases 996 to 1445 code for a protein of 149 amino acids. The transcript is spliced from 3 exons. NCBI's taxonomy places the organism in Eukaryota, Metazoa, Chordata, Aves, Passeriformes, Muscicapidae. The record is from RefSeq and is a predicted model, not a curated record.